Molecule: messenger RNA, 1677 nt
Organism: Aspergillus oryzae RIB40
Lineage: Eukaryota; Fungi; Ascomycota; Eurotiomycetes; Eurotiales; Aspergillaceae
Exons: 3
Coding region: 1-1677 (558 amino acids)
Source: RefSeq, a predicted model, not a curated record
AUGCGUCCGAAAACCGACACUAGCUGGCUAGACGUGGGUGUGGGUGAGAAUGGAAGCUAUGUCAUCCGGGAUUACGGACGACUAGACGAAGUGGUCUCCGAGUUGACUCAACCCCGCCAACAGUAUCCUUUCUUAUCGGUAUUCCUAGGUGGGAAGAACAAAGACAUUGCGCUCCAGGCAAUUUUCCCCCAAAACAAUAUCAGAAGGACCCAGCCUAGCUCGCGAAUUGGUUUGCGGUACGAUAUAACAUCCUCCAACAGUGAGAGUCCGAUUUUAUUCGCCGAUGGCAACGUUACUCCCACCAAGGGUGUCUUAGGCGCUAUGCCAGGGGUACAUGAUUACCCGAUCACAUGGCCCAUCAGCUCCACCGAUAAUGCAUCGAGAUUGGUCUAUGCACGGUUAAUUUUUCUUUUUGCUGAUCUCGUGUGCCUUUUCGCCGACGAUUUCCCAGACCUUAUGUCAGUAGCUCAUUUCUUGGUAGACUGCGUUUCCAUGCGAUCUGCAUCGCUGAUGCUUGUUGCGGUCCGACCACGGGUGCUUGUGGUUCUAAUGGGCAACCCAGACCGCAGCGAACGCAACGGCCCACUUCAACAAUUCUAUAAGCAACUUUACGAGGCCGACUCCACCCACCUCUCUGAGUGCUUUUCCCAUAUCAAUGUUGUAUACCUUGACCCCAUCCAGUCCGAUUCCUUAAGGUACGAUAGCGUGCGCACAUGGAUUCAUAACCAGAAGGAGAACAUACAAAUUGUACGGCGAGAGAAUUGGUCACAAGUCAACGCAGUGCAGUUACAGGCUUUAUUCACAUCGGCGAUCCGGAAUCUAGUAUCGCAAAACCAGGCUUUCUUUGACUUUGUGAAGACUUCUCGCGAAUGGAACCCUGUAGGGGCGGGAUUGAGCGAUCAUGUUGCGCACUUUCUCGAAGUGGGUCAUCGGGAAGAAUGCAAAUUCGAGAUCCUACUCUCUUCCCUAGUGUCUGCGCUAAUAUUAGACCACUGUCUACCCGGAAUGAUGUUAAUGGAUCCACAUGCCGUCUUCCAAACUUUAUACCAUGAUCCUGUCCUCCGAGCGUUCCGUCAUCGCCAGGCGCCAAGAUUUUCCAAAUCUGUACCAGAGUUGGUUUCUUUGAUAGAGCAAGAAUUUGUGACGCAGUACCAUAUUUAUGCCUCGGGAGAGCAGUCAUCCAUUGAAUAUCGGCGGCAGCAUCUUCUAUCUACAAACCAUGAACUGUGCCGUGUUCAAUCCGACAAGAUAUGCCUUUACUGUUUGGUUCGUACUGCACAGCACUCACAGGUGUGUUGUCACACCAUAUGUGAUCUAUGCCCACAGUUAUUCGGGAACGCGGCGCCCGACGCAGAGUAUCAGUUCUCGAUGGUAGGUUGCCUGCUUUGCAACUCCCGGGCUGUCACUACAAUUGAUGUUCUCCCUCCUACUAUGAAUCCAACCGUCUUGGCGAUUGACGGGGGUGGAGUUCGUGGAGGCAUCCCGUUGGAGUAUCUGCUUUUGAUACAAGAAAGCCUGGGCCCGGAAUGUAAGCUAGCUGAUCUUGUGGACUUGGCCGUGGGAUCUAGUUCUGGUGAGUACAGACUCUCCAUACCCCGAAGUCGAGGUUUGACCGUCUUGCGCGGCGUAUUUUUCGCGAGCGCCGACAACCCGCUAUAUCGUGGCUACUUCGCUUGA